Messenger RNA from Sphaerulina musiva SO2202, 768 nucleotides. RefSeq lists its product as uncharacterized. The transcript has a single exon. Bases 42 to 497 code for a protein of 151 amino acids. Lineage: Eukaryota; Fungi; Ascomycota; Dothideomycetes; Mycosphaerellales; Mycosphaerellaceae. The record is from RefSeq and is a predicted model, not a curated record.
AAUACACCAAUCCAUUGCGAGGCAAGCGCAAGAAAAUCAAUAUGACACAAGGUAUCGUGGCCCACGAUCUACGCAAGAGCCUGAUUCGCGCGAAACUCUUGAAAGGACCCAAAUCGGUCUUCAAGGAGGUCCACGACAUGGUUGAAGAAGACAUGAAGAAUUCGAGUAGCGACUUUUUACACAGCAUUGAAGAGGCAUGCACGGACAUGUCGCAGAGUCUGCUCCAGCAUUUCGAUGCUUUUUACAUCUUGGAGGGAGAGGUCGAGGAGGAUCAGGUGCGAGAGCAGACGGCGCCUUUGCGCGAGGCUGUGGCACGCGUGCUGAGUGAAUUGCCGAGCGAGGGGAAUGGUGGUGAUGGUGAUCCCCAGGGUACUAACCUCCACGAGGAAGAACAGCAACAGCAACAGGUGAUGGAGACGGAAAUGGGAGAAUUGGAGAAACUGCUCAAGGAGUGCGAGUCUUGGGAGACGCUGUAUCCGUCGGAGCAGCAGGGUUAGGUUAGGUUGGUUGAGGAUGGCACCUUCUGCCCAGAUGAGGCGGCGACGGGCAGCGAACUGAAGAGGCGGCUUGAUGGAAGCAAGCUGCUUCGGGUCAUGCUGGCUGGCUGGCUGUAAUGAGAGACAGGCCCGAGUAGUCUCCUCACGGCAGCCUUGACGUUUAAUAAAAGAGAGAGAGAGAGAAGACCAUGAAAUUUUCGAGGAAGCAUUUCCGGAACGUAAUGCAGAUUCGAUCUAGGCCUCUUUCCAAUCAAAACUUACCUACCUUAAU